Molecule: messenger RNA, 2864 nt
Organism: Lycium ferocissimum
Lineage: Eukaryota; Viridiplantae; Streptophyta; Magnoliopsida; Solanales; Solanaceae
Exons: 10
Coding region: 1417-2628 (403 amino acids)
Biological process (GO): biosynthetic process
Cellular component (GO): cytoplasm
Molecular function (GO): L-kynurenine:2-oxoglutarate transaminase activity; pyridoxal phosphate binding
Source: RefSeq, a predicted model, not a curated record
CGGUUUUGUUGGUAUCUGAAAGUUAAUGAGCAAAUUCAUGUGCAAAUGCAGUAGAUAUUUUCAAUUAAGUUGCCUUCAUUUAGUAAAAAUACAUCUUCAGUUCCCUUUCUUCGAUUUUUUGUGGAUUUAAUUAUAACCAAGUAUAAGUCGAUAAAAGUGAUCGUGCUAAAACCAUGGGACUCGGGGAAUGCCUAACACUUUCUCCCUGGUCAACAGAAUUCCUUACCCGGUCUUUUGUUUUCGCGGACCAAAAAUGAAGAGUCAUUUCCUUUUGAUUAGGGAUUCAAUACGGUGACUUGGAACACCAAAACUCAAUUCCAAGUGGCGACUCUGUAAAUAAAUAAUCCCUAUUCAAAACAGUCACUUCAAAUGGAAAAACCCUUUAAACAAUAAAAACCCGUAUGCGUUCAUCGCGCGGGGGGUGAAAAUCCAAUGACACCUUACUUAGAGAAUAAAAUUGAUGAAGGAAAAGUUAAUCACCAUAAUUUACAAUUUAUUCACAAAUGAACAGAGUCAAUGAUAAAGAUAAAACCAGAAGUCUCAUUUAGUUGGGAAUAUUGUAAACUAAAUCAAACAACAAUGAAAUCCAAAUCUAAAACUUUAACUGUUAUAGAGUAGAGAUUCCUUCCCUGACCCUUCAAAGAAUAUAUAGACACCAACCAUCACAUCCAUGACAAUGGCAUUUUUUUUUUGCGAGCCUGCAUGAUUAACUGAAGUUUGGUUAUGUGAUGCUUCUUCAAGGCAGUGUCGUAAAUUCGCAAGUUUCACUGUGAAAGUCAAAUGGCAUCUUCCGAGUUCGAUCCAAAUAUUGGAAUUGUAGUAUUCGCAAUUUAAAGAACUUGGAGAGAUAAUUCAUAUAAAAUCAAGAAACAACAACGAAGUUAAUUGGUUGAUGGAGAAGAAAGCGGGAGUAAGAAGUGGAAGAGAGAGGCGGAUUUUAGAGGUUUAAAUUAAAUGAAGAGAUGUUAACAACGGUUCACAUGAAUGUUGAAAACCAAAAAUGAGGUAACGGUGUCUGUUGGGCACAAGUCGUGACGUUUGAGUUUUUUUAAUUAAUUAGGAGAUGGAUUUUAAUUUAAACAUCUAAAAUGUCCAAAGAAGGGAGAAAAUAGAUAAAUAGGAAUUCUAAUCAAUGAGGCGCCACCUCACCGGGCCUAUGUCCUGCAAUUAUAUAGAUAUAUAGAUAGACAAAUUAAAUACAAAUAAAUUGUUUUUAUCUCGAAAAAGAAGGAUUUUUAUGGGAGUGGGGGUAGUGUUACGAGUUUUAUCUUGUUUGGUUAUUGGGAAGAUAAUUGGUUGGGGUCAAGUGUGAACUAGUUACCUUGCCAUCCCAAGCCGGUCGGAAUUCUGCCGAAAAGGAAAAGGAUGUACUCUAUCUAACAUCACAAAUUUCAGCCCUAAUUGCAAGUAAAUAGAAUGGAGCAGAAGCUGUCUUCAGUAGCGAAAAGGCUAACAUCGUCACCCAUACAGCAACUCACUUAUCUUGCGGAAAGAUGCAAUGCCAUCAACCUUGCUGAAGGUUUCCCUGAUUUCCCUGCACCUUCCUACCUCAAACAUGCUGCCAUUUCCGCUAUCCGCUCCGACUUCAAUCAGUACAGGCAUGUUCAAGGAAUAUGUGACUACCUGGCUAAUCAAGUCAAACAAAUGCAUGGCCUUCAUGUCGACCCCCUAACUGAUAUUGUCGUAUGCUGUGGUCAAUCUGAGGCUUUUGCUGCCUCAAUGUUUGCAAUAAUAAAUCAGGGUGAUGAAGUCAUCUUAUUCGAUCCAUCCUAUGAAACUUAUGAAACUUGCAUUACAUUGGCUGGUGGAGUCCCAGUGUAUGUAGCACUUGAUCCCCCUCAUUGGAGUCUGGAUUCUGAUAAACUAGCAAAGUCAUUUACUGGCAGGACAAAAGCUAUUGUCCUCAACAGCCCGCACAAUCCAACUGGAAAGGUUUUCACUAAGGAUGAGCUUGAGAUUAUUGCUGGAGCUUGCCGAACCUGGGAUAUUCUAGCUGUAACGGACGAGGUAUAUGAGCAUAUAACCUUUGAUGGGGAGAGGCACACAACAAUUGCCACAUUUCCAGGAAUGCAGAAGCGGACCAUCAUCACAUCUUCCUUGUCAAAAAGUUUUAGUGUGACUGGAUGGAGGAUUGGCUGGGCAAUUGGCCCGGCUUGCUUCGCAUCUGCAAUCAGGAACAUCCAUGUUAAAAUUACAGACUCUGCUCCUGCACCUUUCCAGGAAGCUGCCCUGACAGCUUUGAGAAGUUCCCCUGAGUACUUUGAUGCAUUGAGACAAGACUAUGAAUCAAAAAGAGAUUACUUGUCUCAGGUGCUUACAAAAAUUGGUUUCCAGGUCCCCUUCAAGCCUAAGGGUUCCGUUUUCCUAUUCAUGGAGCUUCCCCGGACAUGCACUCUUUCCGAUGUUGACUUUGUGGAGGGAUUGAUUAAACAAGCUGGGGUGGUGGCUGUACCAGGCCAUGUAUUCUUCCACACCGAUUCCUCAAAAAAGGACCUUUCUCCGACUGCUAUUAGCUACCACAGGAGGUAUAUCAGGUUUGCGUUCUGCAAAAGUGAGGAAACGUUAGCUGCUGCUUCUCAAAAGUUAACCGAGCUUAUCGAUGGUUCAAGGAGACUGGAGCUAUUUUAAAAAUUGAAUAGCUUUCAUUAGCCUUUCCAAUCCACGUCGAUGAGAAGUGGGCUUCAAGUUGAUUGACAUGCAACAGGAAAGAUAAGCAGCUGCAAUAGAAGAUCUGUUUGUUCUUUGUUGUAUGAGAAGAAUGCUCCCACCUCUAUUGCUAUCGAAGCGAAUGGGGUUUUGCAAUGUGUAUUAAAAGAUGAAGUUCAUGAAAAUAAAUAAGAAGGAUAAUCAUUCAUUUUCUCAAA